Bombyx mandarina (wild silkworm) is the source of this 1962-nucleotide messenger RNA. RefSeq lists its product as uncharacterized. NCBI's taxonomy places the organism in Eukaryota, Metazoa, Arthropoda, Insecta, Lepidoptera, Bombycidae. The record is from RefSeq and is a predicted model, not a curated record.
AUGUAGCCGCCGCUCCACUCCUCGAGCUGCCCGCUGCAGUAUUGAAACAGCACUCGGUGUGCACGAACGUUUUUAUUAAAAUUGUGAUUAAAAUUUAUAAUCGUUAACAACAAUCAUGGCUAAUGUCAUGGAUGUGGCAACAGAUGACAACCUUCAAUACCAAUUCUUCCCCGUUUCAAGUGGAUCAGUUCAGUUCAAAGUCAGAGCAGCGAAUGAUGCCCACAUCGCGCUCACGACAGGCCCGCAAGAAUCGGAUCCUAUGUAUGAGGUGAUGAUUGGAGGCUGGGGAAACGCUAAGAGCGUCAUCAGGAAAAAUAGAACCAAGCCCGAUAAGGUUGAAAUUGAAAGCCCCGGAAUUCUUAACGGAGGGGAAUAUCGUGGUUUUUGGGUUCGUUGGGACAGCGGCAUUAUCUCCGCUGGACGCGAGGGUGAAGCUAUUCCAUUCAUAUCUUGGUCUGAUCCCGAACCUUUCCCAGUUUACUACGUCGGAGUCUGCACAGGCUGGGGUGCCACAGGCUCCUGGAAAAUCGAAGAUGGAGCGGAAUUCGAUACUCCGGACAGGUUAGAGUAUAAGUUUGGACCUGUUGCCUCUGGUUCUUUGGAAUUCGAUUACCGCGGACCGCACAACUGCCACGUUUCCCUCACAACUCAUCCCGCAGAAGUAGAUCCAAUGUAUGAAAUAAUCAUCGGCGGUUGGGAGAACACACAAUCUGUUAUUCGUUAUUGCAGGCAGAAACCCGACAAGGUGACGAUCCCGACGCCCGGAAUCAUGAACCCUAACGAAUUUAAGAAGUUCUUGAUUGAAUGGAGAUGCGGCAGAUUGUUGGUGCGUGACAGGACGUCGGGGACGGUCCUCAUGGAGUGGGUCGACCCUGCACCCUUUCCCGUAACGCACUUCGGUGUGCGCACUGGAUAUGGCGCCCGCGGUCAAUGGCGCAUUACGCAUUUCGGCAGAACGGGCGCACAGCCACUGCCACCGACUGCACCUGUAGCAGCUGCAUUGUACGCAGCCCCCCCUGGCUACCCUGGAGGCUACGGAGGAAACGUACCCCCUCCGUCUGGAGGAGCCGGUAUAUGGGUUGAUGUUUCAGGAGGUCAAGUACCUCCUGGCGCCGUUGUGGGAGGACAGGACUGCUCAGGAGAACCUCUGUAUGUGGCUCGUGCUGUUCACGAAGGUGCCACGAUCCCUGGUAAACUCGUUCCUUCUCAUGGUUGCGCUUACGUUCCAUGGGGUGGUAUUGAACAUGGAAAGCCUCAAUACCAGAUCUUAGUAGGCGGCCCAAACAACUGGGUUCCUACCAGUGGAUCCAACGUCCCGCCAGGUGCAUUCCCCGGUGGAGAAACUGAAGAUGGAGAACCUUUAUACAUUGGCCGUGUCCGCCACGAAGGUAGCCUCACCACCGGCAAGGUUCAACAGUCUCACGGCGUCUGCUACAUUUCGUUUGGUGGACAGGAGCUUGGAUUCCCGGACUACGAAGUCCUCAUGCCCUAAUUAUUAUCACUCAGCAGAGUCAGGGACGGCUUAUAUUAGAUUGCACCAAAAGUACACAAAGUAAUUGUUUAUUUCGAAUGAUGUAUUCAUGAUAAUACAUGUUUCAUACCGGCUCUUUUGAUUUGCAGCAAAAAAAAGCAGAUGGUGGAUUAUUUUCAUGACUAUUCUUCAAUUUAACUUUGAAGUUUUUUCACAACGCACUAUAUUAGAUAAAUAAAUGCCAGACUAAGUCCGUCCCUGCGCAAUAUGAAUCUCCUAAUAACACGCAAUGUAGAAUUUGCUUAAUAAAAUAGAUAUGGUGCAUCAUGCAUCGUUAUCGCGGAAAAAAAUUAUAAAUUUAAUAAUGCCUGUGUAUUAAUCACGCGCAUUGCAUGCAUAUUGCGUUUCUGUUGUAAUACGUAUACUUAAUAAGUUUUUAUAAGUUACAACUUUGUUAAAUUAUUAAAAUAUACACUAUAUACGCCAACAAG